UAACUCAAACCCUCGACAAUGAAAAACCAAAGCCAAUACUAGGCACUGCUAAACCAUGAAUUUGGGUUCAGCUUCAGCAGGCUUAGCUUCAAUCUUCAGCAAUGGCUACCGGAGUCUCAGCGCUCCUGUCUCCUCCCUUAGAACGUUAGCGUCUUCUUCUUUAUAUAAGCAUUACAAGAGCAAUAGCAAGAGUGCGAUUUUAUAUUGUUGGAGUUCAAGCAAGAGAGAGCUUUCUUUUUUUUCUUCCAGAGUGGAUGUUGUCCAAACAGCAGCAACUUCUUCUGUUAAUGGCUAUCCCAAAUAUGACCGGUUACUCCCAUGCCCCUCAGACAAUGGCCCGCCAAGAGUAGAACACUUAGUUGUUUCAGAAGGAGGGCCUGUUCUCGAGUAUAUCUGUAAAGCACUGGAUCUUCCUCCUCUGUUUGUUGCAGAUCUCAUCCAUUUUUGAGCUGUAUAUUAUGCCCUCGUGUGUCCGCAGCCUCCUCCUACUGCCACCCCCGAGCAAAUUAGGAUAUUUAAAGAAGUAACAGCACCGUCAGUUUUGAGUAAAAGAACAUCCAUUAAGGGAAAAACUGUGCGAGAGGCACAAAAGACUUUCCGUAUAACUCAUGUUGAGCAGUUUGUUGAGGCUGGAACAUACUUGCGUAUGCAUGUACAUCCCAAAUGUUUUCCGAGGUGUUAUGAAAUUGACUGGAGAUCGAGAAUCAUAGCAACAACCGACUCCUAUGUGGUUUUGGACAAACCUGCUGGUACAUCUGUUGGAGGAACUACCGACAAUAUAGAAGAAAGUUGCGCAACAUUUGCUAGUCGUUCCUUGGGAUUUUCCACCCCAUUGAAGACUACUCAUCAGAUAGAUAAUUGCACAGAAGGCUGUGUUGUAUUAGCUAGGACUAAGGAGUAUUGCUCAGUUUUUCAUGGGAAAAUCAGAGAGAAAAAGGUAAAAAAACUAUAUCUUGCUCUCACCGCUGCUCCUGUACCAAUUGGAAUAAUAACACACUAUAUGCGGCCAAUCAAUAUGGCUCCUAGACUAGUCUCAGAAGACUUCGUUAAAGGUUGGUACUUGUGUCAGCUUGAGGUUAUGGAAUGUAUGGAGGUUCCCUGGCCAGAUUCUGUCAUUCAAGAAAACUACUGUAUUGAAGACUCUGGUUGGCCUUUGACAGAUCAUGCUUAUGAGUAUAAAAUAAAUCUUUUGACUGGUCGAACUCAUCAGGUUCGUGCACAACUGGCUGCCUUUGGGGCUCCAAUAGUGGGUGAUUCGAUGUACAUGCCAGCUGCUAUUGCAGAGAUUGCAAACCCAGGGCUAAACCCAUUUGGAAAAUACAAGGAGUACACUGGUGAGAGUGAUAAAGAAAUGGCUGUCACAAAGUGGAUUGCCCAGUUUGGGAAAGAGCCAAGUGUUGCCAUUGGUCUGCAAGCAUGUCAAAUUUCAUGGGAUGAUGGUGAGCACUCUUAUGAAGCCAGAUCUCCCUGGUGGAGAUCCACAAUGGCUUAAAUUGUAUGCAAUUGGAUGAGGAUAAACAGUCAUUUUAAGGUACGUGUCACUCAUGUUGUGAAAGGUCU
This is a messenger RNA of Hibiscus syriacus, 1560 nucleotides long. Its product is annotated as RNA pseudouridine synthase 6, chloroplastic. The record is from RefSeq and is a predicted model, not a curated record. Gene Ontology annotation, molecular function: pseudouridine synthase activity; RNA binding. Gene Ontology annotation, biological process: pseudouridine synthesis. The transcript has 9 exons. NCBI's taxonomy places the organism in Eukaryota, Viridiplantae, Streptophyta, Magnoliopsida, Malvales, Malvaceae.